AUGGAGGAUCCUACCGACACGGAGGGUCGUCAUGACAAGAUUACCUUGACUCUUCAUGAGAUCAGCUCUGAAUACUCUGGCUCUUUUGGCCCUCGCAUCAUCAACCUCUUCGGCAUUGAUAACGUGGCUAUUGGACGAGCCUCAAAGCGUGGGGGCAAAGACCGUAUGCCAGCUGCACACAAUGCAUGGUUCGAUUGUCGAGUUAUGUCCCGUGACCAUGCGAUGGUGGGCAUACGUCAGGCCGGAUUUAAGAGCCCAGUUCCUGUGCUUUAUGAUACUGAUUCUACCCAUGGAACUUGGUUGAAUGGCCGUAAGCUUGCCCCUGGCGAGAUAGUGGAAUUGUCAAACGAUGAUGUUGUCAAAUUUGGCGUUGACAUUCAACGCGGUGAAGAUCAAUUUUUCGCUCUCAGUGCUCGCUGUACAAUCGAGGAGGGACGUAAUGCCCCGGUUGUGAACGAUGUUCCAAUCAUCCGAAGCACCUCCACCAACACAUUCUGUGUCCCUGAUGAUAGCGAUAUCGAGGACGAUCCAGAUCAAACUAUUAGCCUUCCUAACAGCCGGGCCAUGGAUAUGUCGACCGACGGAGAUUAUCGCCUUCCUACUGGCUUGCUCGACACUAUCGUUUCAUUCGAGCAACUGGCACAGGGACCCAUAGACAAGACAGAGGAGCGGUCUAUCGGUUUAGAUGAGUCUAAUAAUCACUCGAUCAAGGAUAUAUCUUCCUCGGAGGAAGACUCCGAAGAGGCCGAACUUUAUCGCGAGGAUUAUUUGACCGAGGCGGUUCAACAGCACCUUGGCCUCGUUGAUACUUUCGCGUCCGCGAUUGGCAGCGAAGAUGAAAGCGAAGACGACGCCUGGUCCCUCAGCUCUGGAGCCAGCUCUGAUAACGACACUAAUAUCUCCCACUCCGACUGGGACUCUGAUUCUGGCUCCGAUGUCGUUGAUGACACUGAUGUCAAUCCCGAGGAAGUUAUUAAAAUUUCUUCCAUCGAUCCGCGUUUGUUGAUGAGCCAACACAAUGGCCGUGCUCAUGCGCAUCACCAAUCAGAGCCAUUUGAAAUUAAUCACCCUGAAAUUCCAAAGAACCAGAUGACGUCUACCCCUGAGUUGGCCCCGAUGACUGACCGUAUGGUUCAGAAGGACUCUCCCGAUUCUUCCUUGCCGUCUUCGGUGGCUGGCAGUAUGGUUCUGGCUCAGAAGGUUUCUCCCGAUUCUCACCUCCCGUCGCCCACAAAAUCCGAUCCUUACUAUGAUGGGCCCUUUUCACGCAAGGAUCUGCCUCGCGAUGCUGUCGUGGAUUUCCAUGAUUUCUGUCUUUCUUUGCCGACACCACCUAUGAGUGUCCAAAAGCGCAAGGCUUCUGAGAUGGAUUGUGCUGAGAUGACCGAAACGCUGGAUUUGACCUCUGAAGAAACAGGAUCUUUGUCUCCUAUCUUUUCAGAGCAGACCCAGUCUCAGUUGGUUGAGGUUGAACGUCCUGUGAAGCGAGCCAAAUUUUCUCGUGUGGCAUUUGAUAGAAUAGCUAAGGUUGCUAUCGCCGGAACAGAGGCAGCCGCUACUGCUCGCCCCUAUGCCAUUGGUGCUGUGGUUGGUACUAUUACCACCAUUGCUACUCUUGCAGCUCUGCCUGCGGGGUUGUUUGAGUGA
Penicillium taxi is the source of this 1647-nucleotide messenger RNA. RefSeq names its product FHA domain protein. The record is from RefSeq and is a predicted model, not a curated record. Gene Ontology annotation, molecular function: protein binding. The coding region runs from base 1 to 1647 and encodes 548 amino acids. The transcript is spliced from 4 exons. NCBI's taxonomy places the organism in Eukaryota, Fungi, Ascomycota, Eurotiomycetes, Eurotiales, Aspergillaceae.